This is a messenger RNA of Oncorhynchus gorbuscha (pink salmon), 10291 nucleotides long. Its product is annotated as 1-phosphatidylinositol 4,5-bisphosphate phosphodiesterase epsilon-1-like. Gene Ontology annotation, biological process: phosphatidylinositol-mediated signaling; small GTPase-mediated signal transduction; lipid metabolic process. Lineage: Eukaryota; Metazoa; Chordata; Actinopteri; Salmoniformes; Salmonidae. Gene Ontology annotation, molecular function: phosphatidylinositol-4,5-bisphosphate phospholipase C activity; guanyl-nucleotide exchange factor activity. The record is from RefSeq and is a predicted model, not a curated record.
AGCAUGGAAUUGAACCUGAGUGAAAAUGACACGCUUUGUUGCCAAAACUCGACUGAGCAAAGCAAAACAAAAACUUUUAUGGGGCACUGUCCGUAACUAAUGUGCUGGUGAAACACUGUAGCCUCAGACAUUCCAAUGUAGUGACCGUGCAUUGAAUCUGCUUAUCGUAACUACCCAGCGGCUAUUGUCCUCCUCAGCCACAGCAAUUGGGCUACUACCAACAACAGCAGCACAUCCUAGUCAUUGCUUCUGGGGUGGCGUUUUGGGUUCAGCUCCACAUCUCAGUCAGCAACUUUCACAGUUUCGUGAGGGAUGUACUUUGACAAGAAUCGCCUUCGAGGAUAACAGACUUUUUACAUUGAGUUACCACUGCAUUUGUCUACAUUUUUGCAGUGCGCUCAACCCUGAAUACCACAGGAGAGGGAGAAGUCUGGCUCUGAAGAUGUUUGAUCUACAAUAUUUUCAUCACACCCUUCUCAACAGAAACCUUUUGUGUGCCAAGACCUGAUAACUGUAGAGAUCCAGAAAGCAGGCAUAGGGAGGAGCGAGCCAAGGUGUCAGUGACUACCUUGCUGUCACACUUAGCCACACCACACUCACUAAACUCCGGAGAUGGGGUAUGUAAGCGCUUGACUCCGGACAGUUCUGUCAGGAAAUUCCUCGUUUUGCCAAGGUGGUCACCCUUCUCCGCGCUGGUUUGUACAGCUGGAAAAGCUUCUGUUUCCACAUCAGUCUGGAGAAGCAUGACUGGCUGUGUAUGUUCCUGAUCAAGGCUAUCCUCACCUCUUAAUGUUGUGAUCUGAAGCUUCUUGCCGGGGAGGGACAAAGAGACAUUGGGGACAUUCUAAGCGUCACUAUGGCAUCUGAGGACAUAGGAGAUGCUGUGGGUCGUGCGACAGUGGUGGCCUUGUCAGCCGGGUCCAGAAAUAACCAUGUCACUUCAGACUACGGCAUGCCUCUGAGUCAAAGCAACACACGUCCACAUUCUCACGAGCCAGAGGUUAGCCACCAGGGCAGCGAAGACUGCUGCUCACCGCUCCCUCUCUAUUGGAAGUUAUCUUAUGAUAGCGGGUCUUAUGAUGGUGGGGAGGGGACGUUUCUGGAUGCAGGAUGCAAAUGCUGGGAAUACUCCAACCCUAAACAUGCUAGUGCUGUAGCUGAGUUCGGCACCACAUCUCGGGGGGAGAGGGGGACGCGUGCUUUGGUUUCCACCCAGCUGUGUCCGACAUGUCAUCCAGUGGAAAGUCUCUCAGCCUGCCAGGAGACUGACUCGGUCUGUUGGACCACUGGGACCGAGACAGAGCCUUGGGAGAACCAGUCCGAGAGGAGAACAGAGGGGUUUUCUUCUCCUGCUGUGACUCCCCAGGCUGGUGCUCUGCCAAAGGUGAGCUAUUCCAAGGGCUCUCCCUGCCAGCUGGAGCCCAGCACGGCUGGCACACAACGCCCCUGUCCAUCCUCGGUGCCCUGCAGAUGCAGCUUUAGGAGGAGCAGCCUGCCAGUGGCAUCUCAGUGCCACUUCUCCUGCUCUCCCAUAGGGGAGGGAGGAAUGCCAGGAAUGCCAGCCAGGACUAUCGAUGCCCGCUGUUUGCACUUCCUGAAAGAUGGCUACUCCAGCCUAGAGAGGCUCAACAGGAGACCCAGAGCCAAGGUCUCCGUGGAGAGAUUCUUCAGGAGGGCCUCGCUGGAUACCAUGCUCUCCUCCUCCAAGCAGUCCACCAGCCCCCAGAAGAGCGACAGCGACGGCGGCCUGUCGGACAGCGAGUUAAUCCGCAACAGGAAGGAGCGCUCCACCGUGCUGGUGAGGAGGUACUACAAAAACAACCGCAAAGUUGAGAAGUCUGUGCGCGUGGGCACCAAGGCCAUCGUGAGGUUUAUGCUCUCGGGACACAUAGCAGAGAAGGCCUGGGAGGCUGUUUGCAAAAGGACCUUGCACCCCAGUGAGAGACCCAUCGUGUCAGUCAGAGGGCACGGCACAGGGCCUCUGGCCGUCAGCCUGUGGGGUUACAGGGGCCUGCUCAGAUACACGGGGGCCAGACUCUCAGAGAUCCACCAUGCGCUGAGUGUUGAGGACAACCUGCUGCAGCCGUGCAGGAAGCUCCUAGCCUUUGCUGGAUGUGUGUGUCUCAGGGUGACAUGCCCGGCUCAGCCUAGGUACGUGUACCGUGCCAGCUCCCAGAGGACCUCAGUGUAUGCCCAUCUGACCGGGGCCCUGUUGGAGGCCACCGCCGCCCUCGGGGCCCGAAGCACUCUGCCCAGUGUAACCAUUGGCUCCACUGGACACGCCAUGCUCAAAGAGCGUCAGCUGUGCAGCAACAUGUCGGCGUCCGGCGCCGUCCCGUCCAACGUGACGGGCAUCAGCAAGGAGCUGGUCGAGCUGCGUCACCUGAUCCAGUUCCCCGAGGAGAUCGCCAGCAUCCUGACGGAGCAGGAGCAGCGGCUGUACCGACGCAUCUUACCCCUGGACUACCUCUGCUUCUUCACCAGGGACCUGGGCAGCCCCGACUGCAGCAGGCGCCUGCACCCCAGCCUCAAGGCCUCGCUGUCGGCCCCGGCCAUGCCCAUACAGACCCAGAGGAACACUGUGGAGGACCUGGUCACACGGUUCAAUGAGGUGAGCUCGUGGGUGACCUGGUUGAUCCUGACUGCGAGUUCAAUGGAGGAGAAGAGAGCGGUGUUCUCCUACCUGGUCCACGUGGCCAAGUGCUGCUGGAACAUGGGCAACUACAACGCCGUGAUGGAGUUCCUGGCUGGACUACGGUCUCGUAAAGUACUGAAGAUGUGGCAGUUCAUGGAGCAGUCGGACAUUGAGACCAUGCGCAGGCUGAAAGAUGCCAUGGCGCAGCACGAGUCUUCGUCCGAGUACAAGAAAGUGUUGAACCGUGCCCUUAACAUCCCAGGGUGUAAGGUAGUGCCCUUCUGUGGCGUCUUCCUCAAAGAGCUGAGUGACGCGCUGGAUGGGGCCGCCAGCAUUAUCAGCCUGCGCCACUCAACUCACGACUCGCCAGAGGACUCACUAGAGUUUGUGGGGGACUACGGCGGGCAGCAGCACUUCCUGCAGAGGGCGGGGCCAGACGGGCUACACAGCCAGGAGAAGGAGGCCACGGUCAGCAACAUCCUGCAGAUCAUCCGCUCCUGCAACCGCAGUCUGGAGAUGGAGGAGGGAGAGGAGGGCCACCACGAAGGCUCCUCCACCUCCUGCAAAAAGACAUUCAUGGACAGGAACAGGAACCAGUUUGUGGUGGGAGACCUGUCAGACUCUGAGGGCGACCUGUCUGAGCAGGCUAAAGAGGUGGAAUUCCAGGGCACCGAGGAGACCCACCAGGCCUUCAGCCACGGCACGGAGCUCAUCCCCUGGUACGUGCUCUCCCUCCAGCCUGACGUCCACCAGUUCCUCCUGCAGGGAGCCACCGUCAUCCAUUACGACCAGGAGAGCCACCUCACCGCUCGCUGCCUCCUCCGCCUGCAGCCCGACAACUGCAUCCUGACCUGGGCUAAUCCCCAGAGCGGCAGCCCCCCCGCGGAGCCCCCAGGCCUGGGUCAACCUGUAGUGAACAGCCUGUCGGAGGGUCUGCUGGACCUCUCGGUGGUCAAGGCUGUGUUCCUGGGCCACUCCGGGGUGGACUUGCAUGCUGUGUGUCUGCAGAACAAGCUGUGUCACACCAUGAGGGCUGAGGAGAAUGGGGUCAGUCUGCUUUACGGGCUCCAUACUACAGACAACAGGAUGUUGCACUUUGUGGCCCCCAAGCACACAGCCCGCAUGCUGCAUGAGGGUCUGGUGGAGCUGGUCAACGCCAUGAGGAAGCUGAAGAAGUUCCCUGAUCAGAGACUGCACUGGCUCAGGAGGCAGUACGUCAGCCUCUAUCAGGAGGAGGGCAGGUACGAGGGUCCCACUCUUGCUCAGGCUAUAGAACUGUUUGGGGGCCGGCGCUGGAACAUGGGCACAGGGGGCACAGAGAAGCCCAGCGCUCAGAAGCACAACUCCAUCUCUACCACCAAGAAGAAGAAGAAGGCUCUCACCAGGGGAGACAGCGGGGACGCUACCGAUGACGAGAUAUUCCAACGGAAAACCAAGAGCUGCAAGGACACCCUGUGCAGGAACAGGCCGGAGCUGUGUGACGGCAUGGACCAGGAAGGGCUAGAGGAUGGCUUCCCUGGACCCUUCUCCCUGUCGAGCUGUAAGACCCUGGGUUCCUCCUCCUCCUCCUCUUCCUCCAGUAUGGGCAGCUCCAACCCCUCCCGUCCUCUCUCCUCCCCCGUCCUGUCAGGCAGCACCAAGGCCCAGCCAGGUGCGUGGAGCAGCAGGAGCUGGCACGGCCGGGGGAAGGGCUGUUUCAAGGGCUUCCAGAACCUCAUGAUCUCUGGCAGCACCAUGAGUUUCAUCGAGUUCGUCGAGCUCUUCAAGUCUUUCAGCAUUCGGAGCCGUAAAGACCUGAAGGAGCUGUUUGACACCUACGCCGUCCCCUGCAGUCGCUCCGGCACGGAGUCUGCCCCACUCUACACCAACCUGAGGAUCGACGACAAGGACACGGGACUGCAGCCUGACCUAGACUUGCUGACCCGUAACGGUUCGGACAUGGGCCUCUUAAUCCGAACACGGCAGCAGAUGUCGGACAACCAGAAGCAGAUCUCGGACGCCAUUGCGGCAGCCAGCAUCGUGACCAAUGGGACAGGCGUGGAGAACGCCUCUUUAGGGGUGCUGGGGCUGGCCAUCCCACAGCUCAACGACUUCUUGGUCAACUGCCAGCGGGAACACCUGACCUACGACGAGAUCCUCAGCGUCAUCCAGAAAUUUGAGCCUUGCAUAAACAUGCGUCAGAUGGGUUGGAUGUCCUUCGAAGGUUUUGCCAGGUUUUUAAUGGACAAGGACAACUUUGCGUCUAAGAACGAGGAGUCUCAGGUGAACACGGAGGAGCUCCAGUAUCCCAUGUCUUACUACUACGUCGAGUCCUCUCACAACACGUACCUCACUGGACACCAGCUCAAAGGAGAGUCCUCUGUAGAGCUCUACAGCCAGGUGCUGCUGCAGGGCUGCAGGAGUGUGGAGCUGGACUGUUGGGAUGGAGAUGACGGAUCACCCAUUAUCUACCAUGGGCACACCCUCACCACCAAGAUCCCCUUCAAGGAUGUGGUGGAGGCGGUCAAUCGCACUGCUUUCGUCAACUCAGACAUGCCGGUCAUCCUGUCCAUUGAGAACCACUGCUCUCUACCCCAGCAACGCAAAAUGGCUGAAAUCUUCAAGACUGUGUUCGGAGACAAGCUGGUGACCAAAUUCCUGUUUGAGAGCGAUUUCUCUGAUGACCCUCUGCUGCCCUCCCCGCUGCAACUGAAGGGAAAGAUCCUCCUCAAGAACAAGAAGCUGAAAGCACACCAGGCUCCCGUCGACAUUGUCAAACAGAAGGCUCACCAGCUGGCCCACAUCCAGGCCCAGGCCGGCAACGGGGCACCGGCUGGCAGCUCACCUGGUAACCACAAUGAUGAUGAUGAAGAGGAGGAAGACGAGUACGAUGAUGACUAUGAAUCCCUGUCUGAUGAUAACAUCCUAGAUGAUAAACCAGACGGGAAGUCCCCGGGUGACAAGGAUGAUCAUCCCAUCAUUGAUGAGAUGCCCAAGAGGAUGAAGAAAGCAGACAAUGCUGUAACCCAGAGCAAAGGGAAGGUAUUUGACAUGGAGCUGGGAGAAGAGUUCCAUCUCCCCCAGAACAAGAAGGAGAGUCGACAGAUCGCUCAGGAGCUCUCUGACCUCGUCAUCUACUGCCAGGCCGUCAAGUUCCCUGGCCUCUCCACCCUCUCUCCUUCGGCUUCUGGCAGAAGAAAAGACAGAAAGAGCAGGAAGUCCAUCUUUGGCACGGUUCCUGGUCGUAGCGGAGGCAGCCCCGGGGAGGCGGUGACGCUGGGCCGGACCCCAGGGAAGGGUGGUGUGGAGGCCAUGCGUCUGGGCUGGGAGGAGCAGACGUCGCCCGUACUCAGCCCCAGCGCGUCACUGAGCGCCAUCAUCCGCACUCCCAAGUGCUACCACAUCUCCUCUGUGAACGAGAACGCUGCCAAGCGCCUCUGUCGCCGCUUCUCCCGGAAGCUGAUCCAGCACACCACCUGCCAGCUGCUAAGGACCUACCCGGCCGCCACGCGCAUCGACUCAGCCAACCCCAACCCUCUGCCCUUCUGGCUCCACGGCAUGCAAGUGGUGGCCCUCAAUUAUCAGACUGACGACCUGCCCAUGCAGUUGAACACAGCUCUGUUUGAAGCAAAUGGGCAUUGUGGUUACGUUCUGAAACCUCCAGUGUUGUGGGAUCGCUGCUGUCCCCUCUACCAGCAACUCUGCCCCCUGGAGAGAGAUGUAGAGAGCAUGAGCCCAACACUCUAUUCUCUGACGAUUGUGUCGGGGCAGAACGUGUGCCCUGCCAACAGCGCAGGCAGCCCCUGUGUGGAGGUGGACGUGCUGGGCAUGCCCGUGGACUGCUGCCACUUCCGCACCAAGCCCAUCCACCGCAACACGCUCAACCCCAUGUGGUCAGAGCACUUCCUGUUCCACGUGCACUUUGAGGACGCCUGCUUCCUGCGCAUCGCUGUGGUUGAGAAUAACAGCUCCCAGACCACCGCUCAAAGGACGCUGCCUCUACGGGCCUUCAAACCAGGUUACAGGCACAUCCAGCUGAGGACACAGCACAACGAGCCCCUGGAGGUGUCCAGUCUGUUCGUCUACAGCCGCAGAGUAGAGGAGAGCUCCACCGGCACAGCCCUGCCUGCUGCCAUGCUGUUCAGUUCUGAGGAGCGGAGGACAGCCCAGCAGCACCAGGUGACGGUCCAUGGUGUCCCAGGUCCAGAGCCUUUCACUGUAGUGUCUGUGAAGCAGCAGACCACCGUCAGACAGCUACUGGAUACGUUACCGACGUCCACAGAAGGUGCCGGUGAGUACUUCCUGUGUGAGGAGAAGGUGCCUCUGGUGAAGGAGCGCAGUGACAGUAAGCGGUGUCCUCAGCAGCGCCCCCUAGCCUCCGAGGAGGAGAUCGUCAGGGUGGUCAACAGCUGGCAGCCUGAAGAGGGAUAUGUGGGCAGAAUCUGCCUUAAAACCAAGGAAGAGAACCUGAACUAUAAGAACAGAGUGGUGGAGAGAGUGGAGGAGGGCGUGGAGAGGGUGGUAGCAGGGGAGGACGACACCUUCUUCGUCCAGGUGCACGACGUGUCCCCAGAACAACCUCACACGGUCAUCAGAGCCCCUCGAUACAGCACGGCGCAGGACAUCAUCCAGCAGACGCUGAGCAAAGCCAAGUACUCCCUGAGCAUUCUGAGUAACACUAACCCCAGUGACUAUGUGUUGGUGGAGGAGGUGUCGAAGGAGGCCAGCAGUAAGAAGUCUUCUCAAGCUAAGCCCUUCCAGAGGGUCCUCCUGGACCAGGAGUGUGUGUACCAGGUCCAGGGCCGCUGGAGGGGCGCAGGGAAGUUCAUCCUCAAGCUCAAAGAACAGAUGGCCCGUGAGGACAAGAGGAAGGGCAUCUCGUUUGCCAGCGAGCUGAAGAAGCUGACGUGUCGCAGCCGGAGCAUCCCGGCUCCAGCCGCCCAGGAGAGCAGUCACAGGUCUCUCUCUGCAGGACUCGAGGCCUGGGUGAGGGAGGGCCGGGCUGAGGCAGAGAGGCUCCUCCUGGGGGGCGGGGCCCACACCGGCUAUGUGACCCCUUCUACUUGGUCCCUCCCUCUGCUGAGGAACUGGAAGAUCCACAAAUGAAGCUAGGUCCCCUCCACCACCCUAGAGAGCACCUGUGUUCCUGAACACACCAUGAUGAGUCGAGUUACUCCCUCCCAUGAGUGAAGAGCUUCCCCCAGAAAGUCCCACCCAGACUGGCUGGUUGAUUUGGAAUGGCGGCUCCACGAUGACGGUUCUGAGUGAAGGAAGACCUCGUCAUCUACAGGGUCGUUAGCCGUCCUCCCUCUACCUUGGUCAUAUUCAUUAGGGUACGCUGUAGCGGAGCAUUUUGCAGCGGAAAAUUAAACAAAUGUUUCUUACUGGACAAGUUUAGGUAGUCCCUCUGUGUUUUAGUUUUCUUCCGUUUGGUGCCCAAUGAAUACACCCUUGAAGUGACGCCGAGGGAUGAGGUAGCAAUGUUGAGGAGACAGAUACUGGAUGUAGCAGCCAGCCUAACCCGGUUCAGCCUGGUUUCUUUGAGAGUGAAUACCCACAGCUGAGUCAUGCCCUUACUGUAUGUAGGCUGGUGUUGAAUGGCUGCAUUGAAUCCAGACAGCGUAUGUAGUUGUGGUGCGGGAGGCAGCUAUAACUGCGGCUCGCAGCCUUUCUCCUGCUAAGAAUGAGGGCAUUGUGAAUGUGGCCAACAAGCUGGCUUGUUGUAUGAUUCCCUUUCUGAUCCAGUUUUCACAGUACUGUCAUUUCUAACACGUAGUUGUGUAUUUGGAGAUGUUCAGUGUUUUGCACGUAGUUGUUGUUCUGUUGCGCUCAGUACUUGCUCUCUCUACUUUGAGGGUGAAUCAUCGUUUGAUAUGAAGUUGUGAGGUCACCUUGAAUGGGUUUCCACCUCACUGUGAUUUUUGGCUUCAAAUUCAAACAUUUCAUCAGGUCAAAGUUGAGAACCACCAUCACCUCUUGAAUGUCAAACGCAGGAGAGGUUUUCGAAUCCCCAGAUAUAAUUAUUUUUCGUGAAAACAUAAAAAUCUCAAGUGUAGUUUUGUUAUUGUUAUUAUGUUAUUGAUUUCUUUCUAUUGGAGCACAUAACCAGCAUAACAAGGUCAGUACAGGGUUUUAGAGUUUUCUGAUAUUGUUCCCAAUUUAUUGAUUGGCAUAUCGAUUGCAGACCCUCAGCAUUAUCUAGUAACAUUUGUUUGAAUUGUUUGCUGAUGAAAUUGAUUAAAGUAGUAAACCGUAGUCUACUAAUGGCUCUUGUCAAUCUGGAUUGCUGAAGCGUUAGAUUGCGAGAUCGAAAUUGAAACGUCCUUUCGCUAACACGUGAACUUUUGCCUUUUAAAUUUCAGUCGCGCUGAUCUUCCGCGAUACGGAUUGACUCGAACCCUCAAGUGUUUUAACCGAUGUCCAUUUCAACCAGUUGUCAGAAACGUUGUUUAAUCGGGGCCCAUGUUGUUUCCCUCCUUGGUUUGGACUGUGGAUCACAGUGUGAGAGACAUGUAUAACAAAGUCAUUGUCUGUAGUUUUUCCAACUUAGUACAUGUUUUAAACUAUGAAGGUUUGGCAUUUUCUAAUUCAUUCUUUAUGUUGUACUUUGUGUGUGUAUCUUGUCUGAUCGUUGGUACUGCCCAGAUGUCCACUUCCUCAGGGCAUUACAGAUCUAGAUACAUGUUUCAGCCUCUCCCCUGGGUCCGUACAGUCUCACAGCAGACAAAGUGAUGGGCUUUUAUGCAGCCGCUGUAUGGGAUCUGUAGAUGCUACAGUACUUAAAUGUCCAAUAUCAUCAAAUUAGCAACCAAUCAACUACAACUUUCCAUCAUGACAAUGUUAUGGAAAAAGUAUCAACAGACUGCAUUAUAACUAUCAUUUUUUUACCAAGGUUUUUCUUUUGGUAUGUUUUGUCACCCCUUUUAUUUUGAAAAAAAAAAUGUUUUAAUUUGACUUGGUUGACUAUGGCCUCUGGCUCUUCAUUCAGUUUUGAGUAAUCAAAUCCAAACAGUAAUUUAACCUUAUGAGGAUUGUAAUGCCGAUGACAUUUGGCUGACAAUGUAAUAGCAAACUACCAUCUCUUCCCUGUUUGCUUUUUGGAGGGGUCAAAUUUCUUUCUCUUCACCUUUUAGACCUGAGUUGUAAUAUAACAUGAAUAUUGUUGUCGAGAUGUUUUGUAUGUUAUAUUUAUUUGAUUGUGUAGCCCUGGUUGGUUCUUUCCUUUAUUAUUUUGUGUACAAAGCUCUUAUCGAGUUUUUCCUGCAAGUAGAAAAAUAUUUGAAUUGUCUUAAUUUAUUUGAAGGCGUGGAGGAAAAAUGCUUUCACUGCUGUGACUAACUUUAUAUUUGUAAUUGAAAUAUGUACUUUUAACAUGGAGGCUUUAAUAUAUAGCUAGUAUUAGUUAUUCUGCUGCUUUUCAUGUAAUGUUUCUUAGUGUCAAUGCUGAACAUUUAACGUUUGUCAAGUUGUGUCAAGCGCAUACCGUUAUGGUAAAUGUAAUUUCAGCGACUAAACAUUUCCACAUUUAUGUUUUUAGCUCUUGGAGUCUCACCCCCAUGAUGAAUGUCAUAGUAACGUGUUCACUUCAUGUGAUGUGACCGUCGGGGGACUACUGUCUUAAUUACUUGGGACUAUUAAUUGUUCUAUAUUAUGACCACAAUAAAAUCAUUAGUCAUA